Molecule: messenger RNA, 2032 nt
Organism: Adelges cooleyi (spruce gall adelgid)
Lineage: Eukaryota; Metazoa; Arthropoda; Insecta; Hemiptera; Adelgidae
Product: zinc finger protein 271-like
Exons: 2
Coding region: 1-1863 (620 amino acids)
Biological process (GO): regulation of transcription by RNA polymerase II
Molecular function (GO): DNA-binding transcription factor activity; RNA polymerase II cis-regulatory region sequence-specific DNA binding
Source: RefSeq, a predicted model, not a curated record
AUGCACACUGGCGAAAAGCCUUAUAAAUGUGAUGUAUGCUUGAAGUCAUUUUCUCAAAGUAACGACCUUACAAAACACAAACGCGUGCACACUGGCGAAAAACCUUAUAAAUGUGCUGUGUGUUUAAAGUCAUUUUCUGUAAAAUCCUCUCUUACACUACACAAACGAGUACACACUGGCGAAAAACUUUAUAAAUGUGAUGUGUGUUUGAAGUCAUUUCCUCAAAAAAACUACCUUGAAGUACACAAUCGCGUGCACACCGGUGAAAAGCCCUUCAAAUGCACCGUGUGCCUAAUGUCAUUUUCUGUAAAAUCCUCUCUUACACUACACAAACGAGUACACACUGGCGAAAAACCUUAUAAAUGUGAUGUGUGUUUGAAGUCUUUUUCUGAUCAACACCGCCUUACAAGACACGUACGCAUUCACACCGGCGAAAAACCUUAUAAAUGUGAUGUGUGUUUAAAGUCAUUUUCUGAUAAAUCCCACCUUACAACACACGUACGCAUGCACACUGGCGAAAAGCCUUAUAAAUGCGAUGUGUGUUUAAAGCAAUUUUCUGUAAAAUGCAACCUGACACAACACAAACGCGUACACACAGGAGAAAAGCCCUUCAAAUGUAACGUGUGCCUUAAGACAUUUUCUGGAAAAUCCGCUCUCACCGGACAUGAACGUGUGCACACAGGUGAAAAACCCUACAAAUGUAACGUUUGCUUUAAAUCAUUUCGUGAACGCUCAAAAUUAACAAAUCACGAACGCGUACACACUGGUGAAAAGCCCUACGAAUGUAAUGUGUGUUUUAAGUCAUUUUCUGUAAAAUCCACUCUCAGAUGUCACGAACGCGUGCACACCGGAGAAAAGCCUUAUAAAUGCGAUGUCUGCUCAAAGUCGUUUGCUGAAAAAUCCAACCUUAAAACCCAUGUACACAUGCACACCAAAGAAAAGCACUUCAAAUGUAACGUGUGCCUAAAGUCGUUUUUUACAAAAUCCAAUCUCACAGUACACAAACGGGUUCACACCGGAGAAAAGCCCUACACCUGUGCUGUGUGCUCUAAGUCUUUUUCUGAGAAGUCCAGCCUCACAAGACACAAACGUGUGCACACAGGUGAAAAGCCUUACGAAUGUGAUGUGUGCCUUAAGUCAUUUCCUAAUAAACGCAACCUUGUAACACACGAACGCGUGCACACCGGGGAAAAACCCUAUAAAUGUAAUGUGUGCCUUAGAUCGUUUUCUGUAAAAUAUUCUCUCACAACACACAAACGGGUGCACACUGGCGAAAAACCUUAUAAAUGUAAUGUGUGUUUGAAGUCAUUUUCUCAAUGUACCGAUCUCUCAAAACACAAACGCAUACACACUGGAGAAAAGCCUUAUAAAUGUAAUGUGUGUUUGAAGUCAUUUUCUCAAUGUGCCGAUCUCUCAAAACACAAACGCAUACACACUGGAGAAAAGCCUUAUAAAUGUGAUGUGUGUUUGAAGUCAUUUUCUCAAAAAAACUACCUUGAAGUACACAAUCGCGUGCACACUGGAGAAAAACCCUACAAAUGUAACGUGUGCCUUAAGUCAUUUGGUGAUAAAUCUUCUUUCAACAAACACAAACGCAUACACACUGGAGAAAAGCCCUACAAAUGUGAUGUAUGCUUGAAGUCAUUUUCUCGAAGUAACGGCCUUACAAUACACGUACGCAUUCACACCGGCGAAAAACCUUAUAAAUGUGAUGUGUGUUUAAAGUCAUUUUCUGAUAAAUCCCACCUUACAAAACACAAACGCAUGCACACUGGCGAAAAGCAUUAUAAAUGUGAUGUAUGCCUUAAGUCAUUUUCCAAAAAAUUCAGUUUCACACGACACAAAUGCUUGCGCUAUCAAUAAAUUAUAUUUAUUAAUUUGUAAAUAAAAUGUGUGAAGUGAGUUACUCACAACUUUAUAUAACAUAUGCUACUGGUAAAGUUUAAUUUUGUUUUCUUUUAAUCAAAUGAUCACCGCAUGUUUCUUUCGUUUACCCUAUAGGCCUUUAGUGGUUGUUUGGCGUGUUUUGCUU